GCGUACACUAAUGGAUUUCUAUUCCUCGUUGAUAUUUUAAUAUUUGUUCUAAUUCUUGACGAUGGAGAUCGUUACUUGUGUCAAUAAAUUUGGGAUUCUUGGCGAAAUCAGAAUCUAAUGAACUUUAUUUUUUUUCAGAAUCUUAAAAUCCAGAGGAGGAGAGGAUUCUGUUUUCUCGUUUUUGAUUGGUGAGAGGGGGAGAAUUCUUGUUCACUGUAGUCUAAAUUCGUGAGAAUCUGGUUUUUGUCUUCGGGGAAACUAUAAAUCUCAGGGUGGUUUAAUACUUUGAUAUUUCCUCGAAUGAGAAGAGUUCAGCUUCGUUCUUUGCAUCUCUGUCUGAAAACUGAGCUUCGUGUGUGUUUGUUUAGUCGAAGGGAGUGAGGACUGGAGGAGAUUGAAGUUUAUUGCUUCAAGUUCCCGUAAAUUGAUUCAAGGAGCAGCAAAACAAGAUGACCAUGGAUCGAAACCAGGGAUCGGAGAACUCGGAAGCAGCAGCUAAAGGAGUAGCGGUGGUGGCGAUUGACUGCUUGAAAGGGAGCUCGAAAGCCGACGAAUGGAACGGGGACAUGCUUCAGACCGGGGACAUCGUAGAGGAGCUCAAGAUCGGGAGCUUGAUGUGGGUCAGAUCUCCAUUCAAGAACGGCAAGCAGGGCGUGCAGAAGCUCUUGCACGACUCGUUUAAGAAGAAGGAGACUUCGAUUCAUGUCAGAAUCCGACGAGGCCGAGACGAGUUUGUUGAGUUGCAGGCUUGCAUCGUUCCCAAUGAGUUCGCCGGGAAGAAGCAGUACAUGCUCCGGUCGAUCGAGGAUCCUAACUAUGCCGUCGGGUUCGUCGACCGGACGGAAAGCGAGUGCUUCGAGCUGCAAGGUUCAAGAAGUACCCGGGUGGUCUCUGCCUUGAGCAGGGCUCAGCUUCAAGAUGGAUACGUAUCAUAUCCAUGGGAGAGGAGGAUCCAGGAGUUACUCCCUGUUCCUAAUUCAAGCUGCUUUCUGUCUAUGCUACUUCUCCCUAAGGCCUCUGACAGGGUUGCUUCUCGGUACAAUGACCUGGAGGACACACUCUCCAGGGCAAACUCCUGGCUUAAUGCCUCUCAGGCUUCUGGAGUACCUAUUGUGUUCAUGAACAUCCAGACAGAGUCUCUUCUUACCAAGAUUUCUGGAGAGACGGCUUCAUCCACUGUCAAUGCUGGUUCCUUGUCUGACCUAUCAAACCUUGCCAAUGUCAGUCUCUAUGGUUUUGAGGAUUACCAUGGGGUUGACAUUGGCGUAGUGAGAGCAGUCCGUCUCUGGUAUGCUCCGAUUGGUGGCGAGUUUGCAUUAGAGAUCAAAUUAAAGGAAGGAGACACAAAGCUUGGAUUUGCCAUUAGCCGCACAGAAGAGGGCUUCAUUUACAUUUCCUCUGUGAUGGAUGCCGGAGAAGACGUGGCUUCCACUCGAUCAGGACUUAGAGAUCUGUACAAAGAGGCGAUGAGAGCUUCUAAACUCCUGGUGCUUUCAAGAGUUUCCAACCAGAAAGUGCUCCCCUGGAUGGUGUCUUCGACGGGAGCCAUCCGGUGCUAUGACACCAUCUCGCUCAGCCAGAAGCUGUCAUUGCACCGUCACGCUCUGAAGCCGAUUCUCAUUCAUGUUUUCAUGUGGGACCGAGCAUUGGCUUGCCAGAGUGGAGGCAUUGGCAGGUUCAGGGCCAAUCCAACGCCUGUGAUGCCGGUGCCAUAUGAAAUGGAGUUACCACGUCCGACCAACGAGAGCCAAAUACUGCCUCUACCACCUGAUGUCGAGCUCCCUGAAGGCCCAGAACUGAGGAUUGAGAGAGACACGGCUGGGGAGUUAUCCUUUAGGUUCCAUGACUUCUCACUUUCGAGCAAUUGGGUGUGAUAGUCUUGUCCUAAACUUUUUGUUUGUAUAAAUAUGUGACGUCAUGAGUUCGCCCCAAGUCUUAACUAAUGGGCCCCCAUCACGAGCUUGAUUGAUGGAAUAAAGGGUAAACUUUGGUUCACCAUUUUGAACUUA
Nelumbo nucifera (sacred lotus) is the source of this 2009-nucleotide messenger RNA. RefSeq lists its product as uncharacterized. The record is from RefSeq and is a predicted model, not a curated record. NCBI's taxonomy places the organism in Eukaryota, Viridiplantae, Streptophyta, Magnoliopsida, Proteales, Nelumbonaceae.